AUGGCUGGAUGGCUGGAUGGCUGGAUAGACGGGUGGAUGAUCUUGAAAGGGGAGAAUGGCGGAUUGAAUUCCAAUGCCAGCCACGAUCUCAACAACCGCGCAAUUAGGAAAAUCAACACGUUGCGCACCCGAUUGAUUUUUUCCCAUCUCGAACUGGGGUUCCACGGGAUAAGGUCUGGUGGUAGAGCUGAACCCGAUGUUGCAGUCGAAUGGAGAGGAGGAUCGUGGGGUUAUCUGCUGGCAUGGAGAGCAGCUGAACAUAAGGAUAGCCUCAGAAAAAAUAUGAACAACAACAACAACAACAACAACAACAACAACAACAACAACAACAACAACAACAACAACAACAACAACAACAACAACAACAACAACAACAACAACAACAACAACAACAAAAAAGAACAUUCUUGUUUCAACCACGCCGCCAAAAGCUACCGCACCCGUCCGGUUGUACCCUGA
Molecule: messenger RNA, 459 nt
Organism: Histoplasma mississippiense
Lineage: Eukaryota; Fungi; Ascomycota; Eurotiomycetes; Onygenales; Ajellomycetaceae
Exons: 3
Coding region: 1-459 (152 amino acids)
Source: RefSeq, a predicted model, not a curated record